Colletotrichum chrysophilum is the source of this 840-nucleotide messenger RNA. RefSeq lists its product as uncharacterized. The transcript has 2 exons. The record is from RefSeq and is a predicted model, not a curated record. Bases 1 to 840 code for a protein of 279 amino acids. Gene Ontology annotation, cellular component: intracellular anatomical structure. NCBI's taxonomy places the organism in Eukaryota, Fungi, Ascomycota, Sordariomycetes, Glomerellales, Glomerellaceae. Gene Ontology annotation, molecular function: oxidoreductase activity, acting on NAD(P)H, oxygen as acceptor.
AUGCCUCCUUCUGACCCCCUUGACGAUGUGCGGCCGAUGUUUGAGCUGCGCGGUCGCAAUUACAUCGUGACCGGUGGAGCGCAGGGCAUUGGAUUUGCUUGCACUCGCGCCAUCUGUGAGAUGGGCGGUAAUGUCGCGGUGCUUGAUAUCCAGGAGAAGCCAGUUGAAGAGUUUGGCACUUUGACCGCAAAGUUCUCUACAAAGGCUAUCUACAUCCAGACCGACGUCACAUCUCAGGAGAGUAUCAAGGCUGCCUUUGAUAAGGCGUUGAGUGAGUUUGGCACCAUCGACGGGUGCGUGCCAGCUGCUGGUAUCGCCAUUGAUAAGCCGUUCCUUGAGCAAACUUGGGAUGAGUUCAAUCGCAUUCAAGAAAUCAACGUUCGCGGAACUUUCUUCGUAGCUCAGCUCGUGGCAGCGCAAAUGGUGAAGCAGGGCACUGGAGGUAGUAUGGUCCUCCUGGCCUCUCAGUCUGCGCACAUCGGUCUGCCUGGCUACCGUAUGGCGGCAUAUAACGCCUCAAAGGGAGCGGUGUUCAUGCUGUCUAAGGCGUUGGCUGUUGAGUUGGCACCCCACCAGAUUCGCGUCAACACCAUCUCCCCUGGGUUUGUCGACUCGGAAAUGACGCGCAAGGUACGAGAGCUGAAAAGCAAGCGAGAAGGAGAGCAGAUGUGGCUGGCGCCUCCAAACCAGCGUUUGAGCACGCAAAAUGACUUGACGGGCGCUGUGAUCUAUCUUCUCAGUGAUGCCGCGAGACACACCACAGCAACUGAUAUUGCUAUCACUGGUGGCUUGCACGCGGGAACCAUAGAUGGGCUGAUCAGCUACGAGACCAAGCAGUAA